Molecule: messenger RNA, 29216 nt
Organism: Bombus pascuorum
Lineage: Eukaryota; Metazoa; Arthropoda; Insecta; Hymenoptera; Apidae
Product: RNA-binding protein MEX3B
Exons: 2
Coding region: 1180-2457 (425 amino acids)
Molecular function (GO): RNA binding
Source: RefSeq, a predicted model, not a curated record
CGCAGUGGUAACACGAGCGAGAGGGUAGUUGCACGCGCCUGCCUUCGAAAGGAAAGAUCGCGGUAAGGGGGAGAGAGCAAGAGAGAACGCAAGUGAGCGGGCAAGAUAAAGAGAGAAAAAAGGAACGAAAGAGAGAGCGCGGCGCCCCUUGCCUCCGUUUUCAGUGCUUCAGUCGCGCGACGACGCUCUCGGACGCUUUAGUCAGUCGGUCGGUGACGAACCUCCCAAACGUGAUACACGCGCCGUUACGUUACGUUACGUUAGGUCGUUCCGUCGAAGGGGAGAACGAGAGCGAACGAAACGGGGAGAGAAACGCCGAAAGGAGUAGACGAACGAACGAAAUAAUAUUGUAUCGGUAAAAAACAGAUACGCGGAAUAAGAAAAGAAACACGAACAUCGCGAGCGACGAUUUUGACGGCUGCAAGUCGCGCUCUUAAAUAACACGAAUCUCAAACGAACACACAGUUCCAACCAGUGCGAAUAUCGAGAAGGCCACUUUCGUAGUACGGCUUUUGCACGCGGUGAAAGAAAGCGCGCGAGUGAGAGAGACUGAACGACGAGAAAAAGACGUGCUGAUUGUGGACACGAGAUUACGACGAGUAGUAGCCCACACGUUUCCAGUGUACGAAUAAAACUCACGCUGUGCGUUGCUCGUACACACGCGCGACACAGAGGACCCGGACGAAAAAGGAAGAAGACGAACGAAACGAUCACCGGCGAGGCGACGAUUUUAUUUUUGUACGGUGCAUCGUUGUUUUUCCUACGAACAUUAAACGCUUCGUGACCGCGUACGAGAGAAGAGUAGAUCGCCCGAUUUUCUUGGUGUAGCAGCCACUAUAGUCCUCGUCCUAAAUAAUAGUGUGUGUAGUGUGCACGCGCGCGCGCGCUUAUGUUUCGUUGUUUUCCGAUCGUUUCGAGUUAGUCUCUGUCUACGAAGAUCCCGUCACCGAUCAACAUCAUUCGGCCAUUACUUUACAAUAGCAAAGUAUUACAGGAAGAAGGAAAUAGGAAAAGAAAGGGAAGACACGGGCUGUGAAGAAAGAACUGAGACUAUAUCAUAAUCGAAAUAGUGAGAAGUCGGUGAAAAAAUAAACUGUGAUUUAUACUAUCUGUGCGAACGUAUCAACGUACAAUUGACUUCACCGGUGCGACACAACGCGAUUACUUUAGUCGAGCAACAUGCCAACAAGUUUGUUCAGCGAAAUGGAUCGUGGAGCGAAUGGCGGUGGCACCGCUUCUCUGGAGGACCAACGAGCCCUGCAAUUGGCAUUAGAGUUGUCUAUGCUCGGUCUCGAGGGUACUCCUGGAUGCCCGGGCACUGGCACAGGAACCGGCACCGGAACGACCAACGAUCCGGAUCCUCUGCAAACGACACCGGCAGGCGUUUUCGAGGAGGCACGUUCUAAGAAGAGCCAGAACAUGACCGAAUGCGUGCCGGUACCUAGCAGCGAGCACGUGGCAGAGAUCGUCGGCCGACAAGGUUGUAAAAUCAAAGCACUGCGAGCGAAGACCAACACUUACAUCAAGACGCCAGUGCGUGGCGAGGAGCCGGUAUUCGUGGUAACCGGACGCAAGGAGGAUGUGGCCCGUGCAAAGCGCGAGAUCCUGUCAGCCGCGGAGCAUUUCUCUCAGAUCCGCGCGUCGCGCAAGAGCUCGUUGGGCGCGUUGUUGGGCGCACCUCCUGGACCACCAGCGUCCGUACCAGGCCACGUGACGAUUCAGGUACGAGUCCCGUACAGAGUAGUCGGGCUGGUGGUAGGACCGAAAGGCGCGACCAUCAAGAGAAUCCAACAUCAAACGCAUACCUACAUAGUGACGCCCAGUCGUGACAAGGAGCCUGUGUUCGAGGUGACCGGACUACCCGAAAGCGUGGAGGCUGCGAGACGCGAGAUCGAGGCACACAUAGCACUUAGAACCGGCACAGGAACGACCCUCGACGAUUCGGAACUGCUAAGCGUGCUCUGUCGCGGUGGCUUGGGCUCGAUCCUUGGUUGCCUCGAUCCACCAGGCUCGAACGGUUCGAACGGAUCAAGCGGAGCAUUUUCCAGCAGCGGAAGUUGCAGCAGCUCGUCUAGUAGUUCCGGUGCACCUGGACUAAACGAUCUUGUGGCGAUUUGGGGAGCCGGUAUGGAAAGGGACGAAGGACUAGGCGAGUCGCCAUCGUUCGAGUCCCAGACAGCGUCCGCCUCUUCGAUUUGGUCGUUCCCGGGCGUUGCGUUGCCGUCGAGGCCAUCACCGCCGGCGUCAGCGAGUCCAACGUCACCCACGGAUUCACUGUUGGGCGGUGGACGACGGGAAUGCGUGGUGUGCGGCGACAAGGAGGUCACCGCUGCUCUCGUACCAUGCGGACACAAUCAUUUUUGCCUGGACUGCGGCAACCGGGUCUGCGAGAGUUCGGAUCCUAGCUGCCCCAUCUGCUCCAGGCCUGUCUUACAGGCACUUCGCAUCUUCUCUUAAGCACCGAUCAAAGCUAGCAGAGAUUCUCGAGACUCCUGGUACAGCGGCUGUAACACCGAUUCUCACCAUUAACAAAACGUCUGCUCUUCAAUUUUUGGCGGCUCAUCCAGGAACGACGGCGCUGGAGAACGCCCACCCCGAAUUUUUCCGUAUAUGAAAAGCCUCGUGUUCCCCCGUUUGUUACGACUACGGCCGUGAAAUUGCGCGGCAACAACGGGGGAGCGGACGCGCACAAUGUCUCAAUUCCACUGCUGCCAAUAAUCUCUUCUACGCGCCGGGAAUGCCCUGAUAUAAAUGCUAACUUGUCGCGUCGUUCCCGCCGACCGAAUACAACGAAGUCAGCUUUUAAGUUCUACAAGAAUAUAUAGAACGAGAGAGAGGGAGAGAAAGAGAGAUUAAAAAGAAAGAUAACAUACUCGCUCAUUCAUUGUCAUCGUUUUCAUACUUUUACCCUCGGUAUAUAACGUAAAUUGUAGUAGAUAUCCUGGCUCGCAGGUUUAUGCACAAGAUCAACACGUCGAAUGAAUGGCGUCGGAGCUGACGCGCGAUCGAGAGUAAUGAGUGACACACUCGGUUCUCUGUGUUCGUAUCAUGAUGGACGUCACAUGUUUCUGUUACGUGAAAGAAGGACGAUUCGUUUGGCUUUGCCGCUUAUGGGGUUGCCUUCGAACUAUCGGGAAAAAGUUUGACGCGCACAGUUCGAUACCUUCGUAGUAACGAGACUGUUGACCACCGAGAUGUUACUUUGCUCGGAUAAAAUACAAAUUAGUAUUGAAGGUAGUGCGUUUCAUAUCGAUUGCAAUAACAUUCCAUUCGCUGAUUGUAUUCACGUCACGGUAUAUUCUCGUAUUUUUCUACAAAUUCUUUUCGAAUCGAAGGCAGUCUAGAUAAUGGAAUGGAACGAAUUAAUCGAAUCAAUCGAAUCUCCAUCGACAACACUUUAAUUAGCGUAGAUAUUAUUUUUUUAUAUAAUUGACAAUCCACGAACGAGAGUCAGCGCUCUUCGGUAAUACGUGCGAGAACGAAACAUUCAUAGUUUUUGAAUAUUUUUGUAUGUUGUCCUUCUUUUACGUAUCGAUGCAUGGAACGAUUGAAACCGUAAUUGCCAUUGCGUUAUUCUCCGCGAAACAUUGUGAAACACUAUAUCAAAGGUGCUUGCAAACACUGAGAAAUAAAGUUUUUACGAAUUCUAUAUUUUUAUUUAGGAAGCGUACCAAUCAUCGUAAACGUCCUGUUUAUCGUUCUGAACGUUUUAUGGAAAUUACGAGUUUCGAUUUCCAUCAGCCAUGAUUUGGCUUUUGAAUGAUCAAAAAUGCAGUUGCGGUGAUGUUCAUUCGCUCUCUCGAUCGUUACGCUCUUCGCGUCUUUUGCGAUCACGUGUCUGCUGGUUCAAAGAUGGAGACAUAAGAACAGCUGAUAAUAUAAAAACAGAAUGAUUUUGAAAAAAAAAAGAAGGAAAAAUGCGUAUGAAGAUCCUUUAUUAUUAUUAUUCGUUAUAACUAAACGAACAGGCAAUGUGAAUCACAAAGAACACGAUAAAAAUGCUUUUGUAUGUUUUAUAAAAGCUUCCAUGACGAAUUCAGUAUAGUUUGUCACGUGGUUGCAAGGUGUGUUUGGUGGUAAUCAAUCAAACGAUUUAAAUCGACGACAGUGUCAAAAUGGAAAGCGAUAUAGAGGAUGGUCGUGCAUCUUUCGAUAGUUCAGCUUUCGAAGUUUCUCCGCUAAUAAUUUAUGGGAUUAAUGGAGCAAUCGUAACAAAUGAAAUAUCCUUGAAAUAUUUAUUAUCUCGUCACUAUUCUUAUCUCAUGACAAGUGAAAACUUUUUACGAAAGCAACACUAUCGGUAGAUGUAUCGAUACACGAUGGACUUUCGAGACCUGCGAGCUCGUCGUACAUAAUCGCAGCGAACGAUCACCGAAAAAAAAAAAUAAUUGCCCGUAUUUGACGUAACUUAUAACCUAGUACACGCUCACUCAUACCUAUGCAUACACAUUACACAUACACAUAUUACAGACAAACAGCCGAUCUCAUCAUUAUAUAUAACAGGCACACGUCGCACCAGAGAAAACAGAUUUAAAAAAAGAAAGAAUAUACAGGGUGAGUGGUCACGUGUCCCUCGAUUUGCCGCAAAAUUACUUAGAUGAUAGUAUUAUUAAAAACGGCGUGCCCGUCCCACCCAGGUUCCCUCGCUACUAGAGUAUUAUAUCUUACAUUUAUAUAAGCGGCAUAGCGAUUGAAAUAAUAAUAAUAAUAAUAAUAAUAUAAUAAUAAUAAUAAUAACAAUAUUAAUAAUAAUAAUAAUAAUAAUAAUAAUAAUAUAUAAAUAUAAAAAAGCAUAAAUAAAUAUAUUAUAUAUAAUAUAUAUAUAUAUAUGUUGUCAGGAAAGAAAAGGCUGACAAGUAAGAAGGAUGAUAUUUUAUCGAGGAGAUUUAGAUUUUGUAUUUUUCGCGCGUUUCGUCGAUGGGACUACGGGUGGUCGGGGACAGCUACACGCGCCGGGCGACAAAAUAAAUGAAAAUUAUUAUUAAGAGUUCUAUAAGAAAAAGAAAAUAAAAAAGAGCGAAGGCAAAAAAAAGAGACAAACUAAAAAAAAAAAAAAAAAAAAAAAAUCGAAAAAUAAAGAAAAAGGAAAAAGGAGACAGCGCUUAAAGGGAAACAAAAUGUUUUAAGAUUAUACGGUGCAUCGCGGGAACGCGUGAACCAACUUCUCCCUGAUUGCUGAAAGGAACGAGAACAACGGAAAGAAAAGAAAAAAAGAAAGGAGAAAAAAAAAUAACGCCGUCGGUCGAUUCCCGUGAGCGUAUUCUUCGGGCCCUAAGUAAUAAUCCGAGUAAUAACUUGCUCCUGCAAAAGAGAACUAAACUGAUGUAUCUUUUCUUAUGGGGAUCGACGACCCGUGUACAUUUAGCUUUUCUUUCGACAAGUCGUGAUUAUAUUAUUACAUAUUGUAUUAUUCUAUCGCAUGGAUAUAUAUCGGAUGCUAUUAGUAUGUGUCAUUCUACUAGAGGAAGGACGAACGUGCAUUUUUAAUUCUUCUAUUUCACGUUGUCUUCUUUCCUCGUCCUUCCUCGCGGACAUCCGCGUUCUUCACGAACGAGUCUCGUGAUUUCCAGGAUGUGCCACCAGCGUGCGCGUUUGGGGCAAAGAAAUUGCGGUACUCGUCGUUCAACACGAACGAGAGGGUGGCCGGUACCUGUCUUUACGUCCCUCUGUAUUGCAAUUCACUUCCUUCCUUCUUUUUCUUCUUCUUUCAGCGAGGAACAGUGUUGCUCGUUGUUUGUUUCGUAAUUCUAUUUCAGAAGGGAAAGAAAGCUGGACGAACGGUCUUUAUCGGGUGAAAAACGCGAUGAACGCGUUGGCCCGCUUCUUUUUUCUUAUUUUUCGACAUUAAGAGUAGAAAAAAGCCGAGGGACAAAACUACUUCCCCUUUUUUGACUCCUUCUAUCUUAUAUUUAUGCUGACUUCGAUGUCGAGUACUAUAGCCCAUUCUACUUUCCUCUAAUUCUUUCACAUUCACGUAAUUCUUCCUCGUUAUCUGUUACUGGAACCGCUGUUCAAAGCUGUUCCCCUCCUUUUUUUUCUGUUUUCAUUCUAUCUUCAAAUCGUCGAAAACUUCUUGUCAAUCGUUGCCAUUUUUAAACGAAGAUAUGCUCAAGGCGCAGCUCCGAACAAGUCGAGGUAUAUUAUUAAUACAUAUUACAUAUAAAAUAUAUAUAUAUAUAUUAUAUAUAAUGUACGUCAUCCAAUGUUGUCGGAUGUUCGAAUAGAAAGAGGAUAUUUUUUCGGUCGUUCGAGCUGCAGCUCUGUAUAGCGGGUGCCUCGGUAGUUUCUCAGCUAGACUCACUCCCUUCGUUUUUUAUUUUAUAAUAUUAUGAUUAUUAUUAUUAUUUUUAUUUUGUAAUGUUUUUUUAAUCGUUCAGCAGAUGUCUUUGUUCACUGUGUAUUUUGUUUUGAAUUACCCCGUCCUAGCCAACUCUGAUGCCCCAGAAACCACCCCCGUGUCGUUCUCUUCGUACGAAAGGAAAUAAUAAUCAAGAGAAAACUCUUCCUUCUUGUCAAAAAAAAAAAGCGUUCUCUUCGCGAGCUACCGGUUAAUCGAAAUAGACACAAGCAUUAGGUACACACUUUCACACGGGCAUACAUACACUCCCUACGAAAAGUUUCACACUCAGCUUUCAUACAGAAUCGCGCUACAUUUUAGCGCCAAUGUAUAUUAGAUAUGUAUGUACAAUAUUAUUAUUUGUUGCUCCGCAGGACAUCACUCAUCCUGUCACAUGAAUGACGAGUUCACGCGUAGACGCAUGAAAUCCUUCUAAACAUACAUUUACACACAUUCAUACAUUUGUACACAUACACGUUCAAAGAACAUACACACAAGUGAACGCAAUCUGACGUGCACUAACAUAAUACAUAAAAACACAAACAUACAUAGAUCAAACACGCGCGAAGAAUAAAAGUCUUAUAUUUAUAUAUACAUAUAUAUACAUGUAUAGAAGCAUUAUAUGUAUACAUAUGUAUAUUGUAAUCGACACUCGAUAGAGAGAAAGGGAGAGAGAGAGGUUUAUUAUAUUUAAGUUCGAGGCAAAUAAAUUCUAUAUUUUUUCUAUGUUAAGUAUAAAUUAGAGAGACUGUGAGAGUGAAUGAAAAGAGUGAAUGAUAAUGGCAAGAGAAAACGAAAAGAAGUGUAAAAGAUACGGUGAUGACAAACAUAUUAUAUUAUAUUAUUAUAUUAUAUAUUAUAUAUAUUAUUAUUAUUAUUAUUAUAUUAUAUUAUAUUAUUAUAUUAUAUUCUAUAUAUAUACAUAUAAACUAUAUUUAUAGGUAUUCUCUUUAGCAUCUACGUUCCGAUAUACGGGGACGCCGCCGCGCAGAGUAUAAUAUAAAGGAACAAAAAAACAAAAAAUAUGACGAAAAAAGAGAAAGACGGUCGGCGUGCUUGUACAUGCAUAUGUAGAUCAUGCCAGAUAAACUGUCAUUAACUUCGCUGCAUAAAGUCUGAUCUGAUUCUCGCAGUUGGAGAUCAGAGAAAGGGGUGAGAAUGGGUGAAGGGGAAGGGAAAGUACGAGAGAAAAAGUAAAAAAUGGGAAAGAGAAUGAACGCGAAAGAGAUACAGGCGCGAGUUUUCGCUCUUCUUGUGUUUUUUCUUGCUUCUUCUUCUUUGACGGAAUUUUCGAAUAUCGCGCCGCAGUUCUUGUCGCGCGCUAGAGAAAAGACGACGGGGACUACCGACGAUCGCGAAACGGACGGACGAGAAUACAUCGCUGAACUCUGUGUGGUUGUGUUGGUAUUUGCUCAGCAAAACUGCUGGUACUUGCUCGAACGUGGAGAAAGAACAGGUGAAACCGAAAACGUCUCGCGAGAUAAAUCGAGAGAUGACAAGGGUGGUGGGAAAGAAUAACAGUGGGUGGUUGCCAAAAUUCGAAGCGCGUCUCGUUGUACUCGCGAAACAACCUCGACAUGCGUCAGAACGAAAUGUCUGCAUGAAAAGUGUAGUAGAAGUAAAGCAAUUUGUCAACGAUAAUAUCCAUAGCCGUGGCUCUCUUCGAGGCGCGUGUUCGACGGCGUCGAUGUGCAGCGAAACUCGGUUCACUCAGGGCCGUCUUCCCAACGUACCACGAAUGAUCCACUGGGAAAGUCGCGGUUUCAUACGUAUAACUGACAGAGGUAGCCUUGCUGACCGCACGUAGAUCGCGCCCGCGCUCGCCGUUACGCAGUCUUCCCUUCUCCCGAAGCGCGAUUCCGGAAGACGAUACAGCUCUGUGUGUUUAGUGUGCCGGGUUCCGCGGCAACACUAUAUCACGAACAAACGAGUAACAAUUUGUCGAGAACCUCCGCUAGACUUUAGGACGACUACUGCUAGAUAACACUUAACCGAUUCACCGACGCGUCAGGCAGCCUUCACUUUGGCCGAGGUUCCGACAUAUCGCGGCAGAUUCGGCGUCAUCGUUCCUCACGAUCGUCAUCUUCGUCAGUUAGGUCACUGCACGUGUGACGUGCGCUGCUUUGCAACGUUCACGGCGCACGCGUACACGUUGUUUCGUGUUCUCGCUCCAAUUUCGCACUUAUUAUCCACCGAUAACGCCGUCGCGACCACCGCUGUCCCGACUUUCGUUCGUUUCAGCGGACGUACAAGCAUCGUUCGUGGCUAUGCGUUCGCCAUCAUCUCCAGCCACUUUUGCUAACGUCCGUCGAGUCGAUCCAAAGUUAGAGCAGAAGGGAUCGCGACGAGUCGAUUCGUUCUUCCGUUGCGUCGAGCCGCGUGCUAAGGGUGACGAUUGCCGUUUUUGUUCUCAAGGAGACAACUUUUCGCUAAUCGAGGUUGUGCGUUAAUCUUCCUCCUUGACCGUGUACCAUCGAUUAUAGAGUACCGAUCAGACGCUAGACCACAAGGGUAGCAGGAUUUGCAGUGCCAUACGUGAAUCAAAAGUUGUUCGCUAUGUUCUUCUACCAAUAAAUGUCGAUUUCGACUAGCUGCUAUGUUGUUCUACGAUGGGAAGGUUAGUUUAGCGACGGUGUUCAUUCUUAUCCGGGCAUUUUUUUUCCACGCGAUUCACCCACCGCACGCGCCAAUCAAUCGUUUCUUCGAUGAGUCGUUCAGCAGGAGGAGAGACCGCCCGAUCUUCUUAUUAAUCGGUUGAAGUGGGAUAGUUUGGAAGCAGAAUGAUGGAAAUGAUCGCGUAGCAUUUUUCCAGGAUGUUUUUUCUCCGCGAGACGCGAAACACGGAUGUUGUCUGGCCCUGCAGUUCCCUUUUCACUUAACGUUCAAUCGUUUCCAGUGAUAUUAGUCAAUGAUGUGUCAGACGGAUAAAGUAUCGUGACUUACGGUGUGAUUAUGUUCUCCUGUUUGUCUUUCUAAUUCGACAUUAAUUCUAUUUUAUGCGUUUCUAAAUUGUUUAUGCGAUUUUGAAAGAAUUAUUGUAAGUAAAUUACGUAAAUGCCAUUAAAAGAGUGAUAUAUAUAUAUAUAUAUACAGUAUAUAUUUUUUUAUAAAUAUCGCGAGUGACGUGUUAUUUUAUUGUUAUUUAAUCUAUUUUUCGUUGUUUUAUGUGAAACUGAUGAAAUAUUAUUUGUUUAUCGAGUAACAACGACGAAAUGUAUCAAAAUCGAAUUUAAUUAUUUUGUUAACCGUAUUCUUAAAAAGCUCGUUUACUUGAUACGGUUUUUCUUUACUUUACUUCUUUUUUCUCUUCUUGCGUGUUCGUUUCCGCGUUUCUCGCGAAUAAAAACGUCUAAUCGCGACGUUGCAUAAUCUCUCGCGGACCAAUCAUCGUACGAUCUCUGUUGCUGUUUUUCCACUUCGCGACCGACAGUUUACGACCGUCCCGGGGCGCCGCAUUCCUUCUAUGGAAGUGGUUUUAUCAGAUCGAUAAAACGCGACCAGUCUGACACAUUUCAUCGGCACCAAAUCGUGACGGAUCACGGACAGAGACACAUUCAGCAAUAUUAAACUUGUCGGUGGAUCGUUGCUCGCGGUGUGUAUCUCUCGUUCAAAGACGAAUCACGCGACCAUUUCACGAUUUACAACCUUCUUGCUUCCCGUGGAAAUCGAUAAAACAGAAAAUCGUGGCGUUCUCCCUUCGAACGCAACGCUCGUAAACCCUCGUGGCGACUUCGCCGCGAUCUGAGUGACAGGGCAUGCUGUGUAUUCUUUGUAGCGCGUUCUUUGUAGGAGGCAUUUACCGCGUUUUAACGUAACGAGUAAUAAAACGUCGUCUAAGGUUAACUAAUAUCGUAAUAAUCGUAUUAAAGCGUAACGUAUAAUGAUUAUUGAUAUAGCCAUUGGCUGUGACCGAUAACUGCCAUUUUCGUAAAAAAAAAAAGAAAAAAAAAAGAAACAAAGACGAGAGAAAUAAGACGGGAAGUUGUUUUAAACGGGUCUGCGAACACAGACGUCGGCGAUCUCAUUGUCGCCGCGUCCUGAGAAUACCAGUACUGUGCGCGGACACGUGCUCACACCAUACACACGCACACACACACGCACGAACACAUCUACACGUACGAACACACACGAACACGUUAAUGAAACGGAUACACGCGAUUGGGUCGCCAUGUCGAGAUAAACGCGAGAAUUUCGGUUUCGAGGAACGAGACGGCGAGGAAACCGGGGGGAUUUGGUGAAACGAUAACGGAGGACGAUAUGACGAUGGUGAAAAUGAGAUACGAAAACUACUAGGAAGGAUCCGGAGACGUCGGUUUUUCCUGAAGUUAUAGCGAUCAAAGGAGAAUUUCGGUGCGAGAUAGGAAUACAGCUCUGGCGAGAUUAGAGACACUUUCAGAAAGAUGGUUGUUCAACGGAAUAAGGUUCGAAUUGACGCGGAGAAAGGGUGAAACGACGCGAGUAUUGAGCAAUUGCGAGAGAGAGAGAGAGAGAGAGAGAACACGUACACCCACACGACGAUACAUAUCUCAAAGAAUAAUAACUAAACGUAAGGGAGAUUAGAUAAACGUUAAUAGAUGACAGAAUAAUAAGGAAAUCUAGCGAAUGAGGAGAAAAAAAAACUUUGAUGAAAAUGGAUGAAAAAGGAUUAUAAAUUAAUUAUAGGUAUAUCGAGCCGUAUAUAUAUAAAUAUUAUAGAAAGAGAGAGAAAGUGAGAGAAAGAAAAAUAGAUGAUCGUUGUUGCUUAAUUUGUCCGUAUUUACUAUAUUAUUAUAUUCUAUUAAAUAGCUAUAUAUAUAUUUGAUUAUUAAUUAUUAUUAAUUAUAUUAUUAAUAUUAUUAUCAUUGAAAUCAUUAUUAUUAUUGGUCUAUAUAUAGUAUGUAUGCAUAUAUUUCGCGCCUAUUUCUGUACUUGCGCAUAGUGGUUCGCAGGAUCGGUUUAAAGCUUGGCACGGAAUCAUAUUUUUUGUUUGCCGUUUAGUUGAAACUCUAUUUAAAGAUUAUUUUAUUCUUUUAGAACGACUCCUAUCGAUUAAUCGCAGCCGAUAGAGAUUCUACUUUUUAAUUAUAUAAUGGACUGAAAUUUUCCUCGCGAAAACCAAACUUCGUCGCUGCGACACUUUCUUCUUUAUAUUCUUCUAUUGCGUUCUAACCUGGUCAUUGUUUUCUUUUCGAUCGUUCUCCAUCUUUUUCAUCUCCUUUCGUGCACUAUGCAAGCUAUCGAUCAACGAUGGAUAGUGAUUGGAUAUGAGUGAGAUCGUUCGAAUAUAUCUAAUAUAUUAUAUAUAUAUUAUAUAUUAUAGAUACUAUAUACACGCGUUUGUAUUAUCGCGGAGGGGAAAAGAAACAGAAAAAGGAUGCACGUUCGAGGAUACGAAGACGCGCAGCUCACUGUAUUAUUCUAUAUGGAUCGAUAUAAAUGGCGCGGUAGUACGUCGAUCAUAUCGAACUCAAGUUCUCGAACGUGCCACCGCACAAUUACUUACUCGAACUACUUACUCGUCUACUUAAUUGUCGCAAAGGACGAACGAAAGCGUAGCUGUGCUCAGUUUACUGCGUUCGUAAUCGUUGCACGCGCGCAUCACCGUCGAUCCAUCGAGUUAUCACGUAGCAGUCGUAGCCAUUUCAGUUUCCUCAGCGACUCCGUUCGUCUUACGUUCAUAUCAAAUCUGUUUGCGCGCGUUUGCAUAAAUUAUAAUUUAUUUUUGUUACCGUAUGUAUUGCGCUGCGAGUAAAGGAAAUAAUUGUUAUACGUAAAGAUUAGAUUCAGUGGUAUCUUAGGAAGUGUUCGUUUAUUCCCAGUGAGUCUUGUCCAAUAUGGAUAAAUUUAAGUUGGUCAAUUUGCUACAAGUUGAUAUGGUUGCGAAUUAUGGCCACGAAGUCAUUGAAGAUGUUAUAUGAAAGCUAGAUGCAAAUAGGAUAUAGUCACGCAAUUAUAAUGUGAUCGAAUUAUGUUCUUCAGAAACGGACAGAUACAAAGAGCGGUCAAUGAGCUUUGCAAUUAUCUGUCGAUAAAGGAAAGAUAAACGAAGGAUGAAGAAUAACGAACACACGUAAACAGAUUCAGAUUGGCGCAGAGACAAUCGAACGAGGACGAUCGCGAGGGAAUGUCGAAAGGGUUAAACACGGUGAAACAGAAAAACGUUGUGAAUUCUUGAAAUAAUAAUUCUUCGAUGGAUCGUCGAAAUCUCGUGCAUAUCGAUCCUCGUUCUUUUCGACUUUUAUUUUGUUCGUUUGUGUUCCUAUAUAUGUAAUCUCACGUUUUCUUAUAUUAAUUUUUUAUCCUCGUCUACCUUUUCAUUUUAUAAUCGCUAUGUUCUAAGGAAAAUUAUUUUUUGUUUUAGACAUGAAUUAUUUAAAACUAGUUUUAAGAACAAUGAAAGAGAGAACGCUUGUGUGUUCGCGAGAAAACAAGGGUGCGCAGUUUACAUGUAGAUGCAACGAGUUACGAUACGGCUUUCCUUUCUUCGCCAGGGGGAGAGGCGUUUUUUUAGGCAAUAGGGGUGUGCGUGUGCAUCAAUGCGUGUGAUCAUUUGAGGAAGGAUUUCCUCGUGAACGCGACGCGAUCCGAGCGUGGCAACCGCUCCAAAAACUAGAGAAUCAGUAUUUCAAAAAUCUCUAUAGUAUAUAUAUAAAUGUAAAUGUAUAUUGUAAUAUUAAUAUUAUAUUAUUAAGACCAGUGUCGUGUGUAACGUUGAAACUCAGUAUGUUUCCUCGUUAAUUAGAGAGAAAUCGAGAUAAGACCGAAAGGGCUGCGAAAACGCGUGUCGAGAAUGAAAAUCGAUAUACGAGACUGCGGCGAAGCGCGAAAAGAAUAAGAUUGCGACGUAUUACCUGUAAUAAUAUUUUAUCUUUUUUUUUUUUCUACUGACAGACCGAAAAGACAGGCGACAAAAGGCGGAUGAAAUUAAAUUAAUGUGCGAAGAAAAAGGGGAUUACCAUGAAAUUACGACGUAGAAUUAUAUUCGUAGGUGGAAUAGGGUGGGAAGUAAGACGGGGGUGGGUUUGUUAGAAGCAAAAAGAGAAGAAAGUAAUUAACUACCGAAACGAAUCUGAAAUUCAUUGAAAAAAAGAAGAAUAUUUUCCAAUGAUCGUAUUGCUGAGAUGCAUGUAAACGUAUAGCGCAUUAUCAUAGUUGUCCCAUUAUUACGAUUACGAUAUACAUAUUAUCUAUAUAUUAUAGAUUAUAUAUAUUGAAUGUUGUGCUUAGUAUUCUUUCGAGAUCCCCUGCGAGGCGACGAGCAAGGGGAAAAGGGAGAGAGAUAAAGAAGUAAAAAGAAAAAAGUCGAUUACUGAAACAAGAAUAUUAAUAUAUGUAGCGAAAAGUAUUUUAUAUCCGAUAUUUUAUUAACGUCACGAUAUUUAUCAGCAUUAUUAUUAUUAUUAUUAUUAUUAUUAUUAUUAUUAUUAUUAUUAUAUUACUACUACUACUGCUAUUACUAUUACUAUUAUUAUCAUGAUCAUUAUAAUUAUUAUUAUUAUUAUUAUUAAUAUGAUAUUCAACUAUCGAUAUAUAGUAUCUGUUCUUAAUUAGAGAAAUGAGAAAUUAAAUCGAAGAAAUCGUGUAUUUUCGUCGGGCACUGGAGAGCGUGAAAGUGCUACCGGCUUGACCGGACUAUGUCAGAUGAACUUGGUGAUUAUAUUUUCGAAAUCUUUUCUUCACCGGUGUCUCUGUUCAGCUCCGAUUGCGGUCAUGAACACGAUUUAGAGCUCGAGCAUCGAACAAUCCCUUGAAUGCGUGCACUCUGUUCUCGCGGUCUCUUUCUUAUAUGAUAGUCUGUACAUAUAGUCUGGUCCAGGUUUUCUGCCAGUCGGGUAAUCGAAACAGAAAAGAACUGAAAACCAAAAGUUCUCGGGAAACGAACGGGAAGAAGUGUCGCUCGCGUCUCCUGUCACAUUUUUACAUCCAACUUCCGGCUAUUCUGCCCUCUUUCCUCGUUUUUCCCGUACGUUGACUGCAUCGGCCGCCCCCUUCCCGUUCUUCUUCGACCCUCGUGUCUCGUUCAGUUUCUUCAACGAAACUUCCUUGUUGCUCUUCGGAGGAUCCUUCAAAAUAGAAAGUUGUUGGAUUUUGAGCGAGGAAGUGACGAUUCUUCUGGUUCGUCGCACGAUACACACGUAUUCCUACCUCUGUAUCCUCUUCUCCUCGACUUCUUCGUGAUCCAGAUGGCGGCAUAUAGAUCUACUGUCUAAGCACCCGCGUUAGGAAAAAAAAGUACGAACUGUAGAGCGGAUAGACAGAAAAGAAAGAGAAACGGUGGAAUCGCUUGCACCCUUCGGUGAUGACGAGUCAAUCUGGGCAUUACGGUUUCGCGAGUCCAGAUGAUUUUCGGACAGGUUCGCGUAUAUGAGAGAAAAAGAGAGAAAGGGCAGGAAGGAUAGGGAAUGGUUAAAGCAAGAUGCUUGGUGAAACGACGACGAAGCGUGUCGCGUAUUGACGGGCCACGGGAAUCGGUCGCCCCGCUCCGACGAUAGCUAUAAUUAAUCCCGUAACGACGUUAACCGAACCAGCAAUAAUCCAUUUGCGACUCGAUGCGCCGUGGCCGACGAGCGACACGGAGGGAUUCGCUUCCGUCAGCGAGUUGCGAUCGAAACGAUCCGGCCAAAGCUGAUCGAACCGAUUCCAUCUGGUGGUCGCUCGUUUCUCCACAAAUUUACCGGCGUUUGUGUGUUCCGGUCGUCGUCGUCGUCGUCGUCAUCAUCGUGCAACGUCAACGAUUGAUAUUACGAUAUAAUAUGCCUGACCAUCCGCUACCGCUUACCAUCGUACCGAGAACGAACUAUAUGCACAUAACCGCAGGAUACACGGCAUUAUAUCAUGUACAUCAUUAUAUGCAUAUACACACGCGUAACAUAUACACGGAUCUCACCAUACCGCAGCAUACCGAACCGUACUGAAAUAGAACGAAAUCUCUAAAAAAUUAUUGUAUGUAAUAUCGGUAAUAUAUUAUAUCAAUAACGAUCACCGCUAUUAUCCAUCGCGUAAUCUAAAUACAUAAUUGUAAACGUGUUUUCUUUUUUCGUAAUGAACAGGGCCGAGAGUGAGACAGAGGGUGACGAGGUUCAUAACGAAAGCUAUUUUUGACAGCGUGCAAGGAUCGCAUGGAGAGGUAGAGGGGGAGAGGAAGGCUUUUUUGGAUGAAAGGGAACAAGGAAAUUAAUCUCCCGGGAAGAGUGUAUGUGUCUGGCGAGUGAAACUGAAUGAAUGAAACAAAAAAAAAAGUAUAUAUAUAUAUAUAUAUAAAUAUAUAUAAUAGAGAAGCUACGAGUUUAUUAUUUUCUAUAUUUUUUUAUGUAAUUUUACGGACAUGCGAUAAUAUAUUACUAUUAUUAUUAUUAUUAUUAUUAAUUUUAUUAUUAUUAUUAAUAUUAUGAAUAUUUUAAUAUAUAAUAUGAUUUUCAUAUAUCGUGUACUUAUGUUUUCUUUCCUGUGUUCUUGUCUGGUUGUUUAUAAACGCUUUGUGUUUGAUUGAUUAUCGUUGUAUCAACAUGAAAUAUAAAUAAAUUUGUCACAUUGAAAAAAAAAAAACGAAAUAAUUAGAAUUAUAAGACGAGCAAGACAUAAGAUAUUUAUAUAUGAAUAUAUUAUAUACAUAUAUACAUAUAUAAAAUGAUAUAUAUAUAUAUAUACAUAUAUAUAUAACCACGUAGUCGUUUAUAGAUAAUUUUUUCACUCGGUUCUCCCGCGUUGAUUCGUUGGUGAUGCGAUCAUUUUCUAUUAUUAUCUUUGUAAUAUCGCAAUCAAAUGGAGGAAGCGGAAAGUGACAUACAAAAAAAAGAGAAAGAAAAGAGGGAAAAAGCAAAAUCAAACACAUGUCAGACGCGACAACCUGACCAUCCUGUUUUUUAAUUAUUAAAACAAAUAUAUUUUACAAUUAUUAAUAUAUCACUACGAUUAUAAUUAUCAUUACUAUUAAGUUUAUCGCUAUCAUUACAAUAUAUAUAUUAUAUAUAUUAUUAUCAUCACCGAUAUUAUAUAGUUAUUAACUAUGCAUACAAUUAUCAAUUAACGCCUGCGAUUAUUAAAACUAUCGAGUAACGAUUAUAAUUGUUCACGAUAAGGACACGGAUCCAAGCUACUUAUCGAAAUGCAUAUUUUAUCCCGUAAUAUAUUUUUGUCGGAUGAUUUUUUAUAUUUAUAUAAUAUAUAUACAUAUAUAUAUAAUAUAUAUUAUAUUAUUAUAUUGUGAAAAGAAAAAAGAAAAAGGUAGAAAACGAAGCAUUUUUGAGAAAUAAUCUUGUAACACGAUGUCGCGAGUGCUCGGAGACGUUGGAUGUCGUAUUUUUUCAUAAUUUGCAUCGCGGACAUCCCCGUCGACUGCCAAUCCUACUUCCAAAAUUGUUUAUUUUUAUACGAUGCGAAUAGAAACUUGUGUUGAAGUAUCCUGUUCUUUUGAUUAGAACGUGGCUGGACACGUCGUCGUGUGCUUUUCCUUUGUAUCAAAUUCGAUCUUGCGAAUGAUGUCGGUUAUCCGCGAUCUCUUCGACAAGAGGGAGAAAAAGUAAGAGGAAAGAAUAAUAGAAUGAAAUCGAUAUUUCUGUGGUCUAAAUGUAAGAAGUAAUUCCUACGAAGCGGUAUCCGAUAUUUUAUUAAACGAGAAAAGAGUAGGAAGGGUUCGAAAGUGAGAAAAAAAAAAAAAAGAAAGAAAGAAAGUACGAAACGAAGAAAGCAACACGUACACAUGCAUUACACCUACUGGAAACGAGUUUAAUAAAAUGUUACGUGAUUUUUAUACAUCGACUGUUAAUUUCUCAUUUUUUCUUUUCGUGUGUUUUGCGUUUCCCGAACCGUUCACAGUUGCGUUUCUCAUUUCUCCUCUCUCAUUCUUAUUUUCUGUCCAUAUUUAUCUUAUUUCUGCGUUUGAAAUCGUUUUUAAAUAAGUGCAUAGAAUUAAAUUGAACGUGGAAAUUCACGAUCACGAUAAUGUAUCUAUUAUUUUUAUUUAUUUUAUUUCCUUUCUUGCAAUUUCCAUCUGCGUUUGUCAGUUUCUCCUUUUUUCAUUUCAGACUGUUUAAACGCACCGUUUCGAACUUUAUUAAUCAUCCAAGUGCAUUAAAUCUCGGACAUCGUUAAUCAUCACUGUCGACGAUAAGGGAAUUGUGGUCACGUGGGUUCCGCAUUCGAUGACGCGGUGGGGUCGCGUGUCCGCAUCUAAUUAGAAAAUCACAUUAACCUUUCGUUGCUUCCGUCUAUAUUCUUCACAGUUGGUCGUUCAUCUUGUGUACUUUCCAAACAGAAUGUCAAUUUUCAAACAUCAUUUAUUAAUCUACUGCCUCUAAAGAACGAAGAACGUCUACCUAUUUAUAUCGUUUUCCUCAAACAAUCUCAACCACCUCUGUUUAAGCUCCAUUAAUUACGUUCAGCUAUUAUCAAGUUAACAUCGUGAAAAAGUGAAGAAAUCGCCGCGUGGCUUCUGACAUAGUCGUCACGGUCCUGGGGGGUUGCGUGUCCACGAUUAAUUAAAAAUCGCACGUCAACCUCUCCUUUUUUCCAUUUAAAAGCCUAGUCGUUUCUAACGCGUAAAAUCACCUACCAAUUUUAACUUAAUUAAUCACAAAUACGUAUUUAAUAUCUUUCUCGAUUUCUAAACUGAAUUUCAUCAAACUUUUAUUUCUCUAUGAUCUUUUGAUUUUAAUAACUCUCUUUUAAGUUUUAUCGAUUAUUUACACGUUCAUAUCAAGUUAAGUUUAUCUUACGUUUGCGUAUAUUAACUUCGUGAGAUAGCAUCGUGGAGUGUAAAGAUGCCGGUGCCACGUGGUAUCCGCGUUGAUCGCGACGGUCCUGGGGGUCGCGUGUCCUCAACGACCAAUGACCGGACGCACGGUACAGGAGCGUGCCGUGAAAAUCUGGCCAUGCCACCACGGCCCCCGGCGCGGUUCGGCCGCAAGGGCUGUUGCCCGUUGGGAUGGCAACGUCGCAUUGCAGCGUUGGGGCUGCGGUCGAUGCCGCCGUCGUGACGGUGGCGGCAUGUCAGGGUGCGAGGUUGCCGUUCUUCGACACGUUCGCUAUCUUUUUCUUUCUCUUCUCAUUCCGUUCCCUUCUCUGUAUCUCUGUGUAUCUUUCGUACAAAAAAUCUCCGAUUUGGAAGGACCAACAUCGAUCGUCUUCGAUCUUUUCCUUUUUGUGUCGGGUGUAACGGGACAGGUCAGAAGGACAGGUAGCUCGAAACAACCGUACAGUCAGGAUAAACCGUCGAAAUCGAGAGUUAUUAAUAACCGUGUCUCGAAGCGGUGUGUUUGACCUCGGCGAGUUUGAAAGUAGGUAGCUUACACUCUGAAACGAUGCCAAGGAGACUCGCUUACUCUAUUCGUCACUCGUGUAAUACAUUUAUUUUUCCCUGGUGGAUCGGUUUUGGGUUUACAUCGGUAACCCCGAACGUUGCAUUGGUGGCGAGAAAGAGAACGAGAAAAAGGAAAAGAGAAUGAUAGAGAGAAAGAAAGAGAGAAUCGUCUCGGUUGCUUUUACCUAUCAGGCAGAAAAAAAACUCGAGAGGGAUCGAUCUUUCUCUCAGUCUUCAAUCUGUUGCUGCUAGCUUUUCUCGAAAGCUCUUCGACGCGGCUUCGAUCCUUUGUUCAGGCAACAACCCUUUUCGUAACAACACACACGCCGGUUGCCAGUUCAUUCUCCGGUCGAGUCACCGAGUUCGUUCGACAAAAACGAGACAGCACGGCUAUACGCGCCCGUUCGAGGCCCCCCUGAUGGCCGCGCCAUUGUCCUAGCUCAGGGCCGGGAGCCUCGACGAACACGAGUAGACCACGCAGAAAGACCUGGCCGCAAAAAUAGCCCGAUUCAUACAGGGUGAGUCGAACUCGGUGCGACGGUAGCUGCACUCUUCCGGCGAACUCGACCGGCUGCCGCGCCAUGCCGUGCGACUCGCCCCUUCGCUCUCGCUUUUCCCUCUUUCUCACUUUGCCACCCUCGAGCUUCGACUUUCUGCUCUCUUUCCUUUUCUCUCUCUCUCUCUCUCUCUCGAGACAGCCUCCGUUGCUCCGCAGUAGAUCGAUAACGGCGACCAUGCUCUCGCCUCUCGCACUCUGAUAUAUGUAGAAGCCGGCACACGUUGCUGGAAAAUCGCAGAGAACGCUGCCAGGGGUUGGAAGGAAAAGAGAUGCAUAUAGAGGAGAGAAGGGAACGUGAGAUAUACGGUUCUAGCAUCUCGAGGCCACUCUCUCAGGGCUGUAGACGGCUGUUCGCCGUGCCCAGAUUUCUUACUCUUUUUGUCUAUAAGUUCCCUUCGUCCAUCUUCCCCCGAGAUUCGGGAUAUCGUCGAAUCGGUGAAUUUCUUUCGAGGUCAUGAGAAAAGCGGUUGAACGUGACGUUGAGGUAACGGUCUCGUUACGUAAGGGGCGAUGUAUCCUCGUUGUUGGAAGCGCUAUUAGGAUUAUGACGGGUUAAUCUCGUUAUAUGACGCGUGAAAAUUCAGUACCGUGUUGUUUUAUAAUUAGACUACGGAUGUUUCUGUAAAUUCAUACUUUUAGAAUUUAUUUGUUUCGUUAGAUAUUAGGAGUGCUAUACUUUGGAUAUUUUAUAUAUUCUCGCAUACUAAAUCUUCAUAUAUUUGAAUCUUCUAUAAAGGCAUAAACAUCCAAAGAUUGUUGGUAAUCAUGAUGAUAAGGUAGAUUUGUGGUUGGAUUACAAUCUUGAGAUUACAUGACAUACCUGCUAUGUUUUCUUCUAACAUAGAGCUAUAAAAUUGAUACACCUUUUUUAUAUAAAGUUGGCAUAAUGAAGCUUGUUCAUAUGAAUUGUUUCAUUCGCUUAUAAUGCAGUUUCAUUUCACACAUAGAUAUUUCAUAAAGGUAGAUUCACAACUAUCGGUGAUUAUACUUUCCAGAGAGAGAGAGAGAGAGAGAGAGAGAGAGAGAGAGAGAAAGGGAGACAGAGAGAGAGAGAGGGAGACAGAGAGAGAGAGAGAGAGAGAGGAAGAGAAAGGGAGACAGAGAGAGAGAGAGAGAGAAUACUCCUGUAUGAAUAUACCAAACCGUUCUUUUCAACCGGUUUGCAUUCAAGGGUCGAAGAAGAGCGUAUAUCGAAUAUCUAAUAUUAACCGACGAAAAAGGGGGGAAAAUAUAUUGAAUUUUUAAUAUUAAACAACAGAAAAGAAAGAAGGAAUCUAUAUCUGGCUGUCGGACAGGGGUCGUGGUUGUAUAAAAAUUGGGUUGUUCAUAGGGAAAUUAAAUGCAAAGUAUUUUUAUAGAAUUAGCAUUCUGUUAAACAAUUCCCGUCUGCUAUCUGCUGCUGCUAUUUUUCUUUAUUCACCAACAAGAUUUAUUCAUCGAGUAGAUUUUACACAUUUUACCUUAAAUGUAUUUCAUUAUUUAAUAGAAAUUCCCAAUAAAUACAAUAGAAACAACAUAUACUUUAUGAUAAACACCACGAACUUACCGAACAGCCGAAUAGAUCUUAUAGAAUCUCUCGAUGGAUCUCGAUUUUUGUACGUAGCUCGUUGCCACGAGGGUCAUAGGACGGGGUAAAGAUCCUUCGACCUCUGUAUCCGUGUCAACCGUUCGUUCUCUCUUCUUCUCCUUCCUGCACGACGAAUCUUCCCCAUCUCCAUCAUCGGGACACGGGACCUCGUUAGAAUGCAGACGCGUCCAGGAGUUUAAGCCUGGUUUUCAAGGUCGGUACUGGCGGGUCAGCGUCACGACGCGGUUCCACGGCGCUGAUCUGGAUCGUGCGACGAUCCAGGGUGAAGCCUUAAAACGACCAUGGCUUUCUCGUGGUGAAACCAAUGAUCGUGCCGCGAUCUCUAAGAUACCUUACAGCCGGAUACACUUUUAACGUUUUAACUGCCACGCUUUAUCGGUAGAACUUAUUUUUAUUACGGACUCCGGUGCGCACGAGAUUCUCUCUGCCGUUUGGAAAAGCAAAUCGCGCGAGCGAUAUCGUGUUCACCUUUCACAUGUUCCCGCGUUUCCACCUUUAUUUUUUCAAACGAUCGCGUGGCUUCGAAUCGUUUCUUCUCUUCUUUAUUGUCUUUUGGUCUAUCUUGCUUUCAGUCGUUUUCAUGUUCUUCUUGCAAAUGGAUAGGAGAAUUUUGUGCGUUAGUGGAGAUAAUAUGAAAUGACAGAUGAUGAUGGUUUGGAUAUUUGGCAAGUAAGUUCGAUAGAAUUCGCGCAAUUGGAGGAAUUUCAUUGGUUUUAUUCUAUCAAUGAAGAUUACUAGGUAUUAUAAUUAUUUGUUUUAUUUACUGCGGAAACUCAUCUGUAUAUGGACAUUCUGUCAUUGACUAUAAAAACUCGUCUAUAUAUAUCCACGUUGAAACUUAUCUAUUUAUCCAUGUUACUUCGUGUCUUUAAUUUAAUAUAUUUCUACUAACGACUUCAUAAAAGGUAACAAUAAAAUACACGCAAACAAUAAAGUUUGUUUCAAUCAAAAAUUAUCUUCUAUUCUAAAAUGGAUAACUUCUAAUAGGGAACGUGUAACAAGAAGGUCUAUUGUUUAUCUAACCGGAUACUACAAUUUAAAAAAUGUACGAAUCUGAAUGAAUAUUGUAUUCUCACAGCAUCUUCGUUAGUUCACCCCAUUCGAUUUAACGAUUCUCCAAUUAAUUCAAGCACUUCAUAAUUCUUUCUCCACUCGUUUCUUUUCUUUUUUCCAUCUUUUACAAUCUCCCUUCAUGUUUCCAACGCUUACUGGCGUCUCCCUUUUCACAUCACUGUAGCCAUUAUCCACAACCAGUAUAUCGUUCCCUUACGUAACACUCGCUAUACCGUGUCCUCUAAUUCCUCCCUGUAAAUCUCAUUCCUUUCUCAACCCUCUCAUUCAAAUUACGAUUCCUUUAAUAUUCCAUCUCUCUUUGUUCUCCACAUCUUCACAUUCAUUCGUUAUAGAUUUUGACGCGUCAUUUUUCUCUUUCUUUCUUCGAGUUCUCCUUUAAGGGUGCGAAGUGUUCCACGACGACGACGACUCAUAAAAUACAUAUACGUAUAUAUAGGUUGUAACUGUUUUGCGCGACUAUAGUAAACGCUGCGUAUUGCCUUCCUGCUCGCUCCUGCACACCGUUAUUUCUCUCUUUCUAUUCACCCUAGGUCCCUCUUUUCUUCUGUCGUUGUUCCUCUCCCACUUCUCUCGCUCUGUCCGUCGAUUCUCUUUCUCGCUUCUCUUUCGGUCGAUAGCUCGUGGGGGUGGCGGAGACGCGGCGACGCCCUGCCAGACCACCCCCUUACAACUUCCCCAGUGAUUCUCAAUCUCGAUCAGAUUGACGUUUUAUCGGAUCGACGUUCACAUGGCGAUACAAAUAAUUCCAAAUAUCGCGCACGUUUCAUCUGAAUGAAAUAUUCCUUUUCUCUCGUCUCGACCGUUCUUCGAACAUGGUUCUUUUCAUUUUGAGAAUGGGCUUGGUUCUUGCCUUUCUUGUGUCCACGUGCACAAAACUAUUAUGUUCAACGGCUUUCUUAUAGUUAGAUAUAAAUUCUCGUUCGGUUGGAAAUCGCGCGGGAGGAAAGUUUGAACGUCGUAGUUCGUUACCGAGCUAACGUGGACGCUCACCGAAGCGAGCGUCUAAUGGGGAACGUUUGUAAAACGUAUCGAUGUCUAGGGUGCAUUUAUUAGUUGAGAGCGUGAGGCUCGUCGCCAACAGUGGUUCUCAUUUAUUAGUAAUUCAUUUCAGGGAAUAUGCGUUCGAGUAAUCGUGAUCGAAUAAUGCGUACGUUGAUAACGUUGCAUAUAAGUUAAAAUAUUUUUAAUUGGUUCCCGUAUGUUAUAGUUUCUCUAUGCUUUCGUUCAGUCGAUUCGCAAAAGGGAAAAGCAAUCAAACUAUGGAAAUUUGGCGAUUUAAACGGAACCAAUGUCUUUCAUGGGAAUAAUUAAAGAUGUUAUAGGUGUCUUUCUGUAUUUUUUGGUACUUCGAUUUUUUUUACCGAUCAUUGAAUACUCAUUUCGUAGUUUGACAUCGCGUAUUUACGGUUCUGUAAGUGUUUAACGAUGUGCAAUGUUUACGAAGCAAACGACCGAGCAUUUUUUUUUUAUGGCGCAGAUGCUAGUGAACGUUGAACGAACGGAAAGAGGGUUGCCCACCCCCGUCCGCAUCCACCCCACCGAAGAUAAAUCGAUGCUUUUUUUCUGACUUGCCAUAAUUAAUCUUCGUGUUGCACGGUUCGCGUGAUCGACAGUGUUGAUGAAACAAUUCGAAAACAAGCCGCAGUUUCUUCGCCUGUCUCCUUCUUUAGAGAUUUAAUUUAUAGAAUUCUUGCGUAAGUUUAAUCUUAUAUAUUUUUAUAUUUUAUACUUUUCAUGUGUCAUUUCAUUUCGGUCUCAGUUUGACGUUCGACUCGUUCAAAUUUCUCGCGUCCAACAAUCGUUCGCUGAAACGAGUCGAUUCAUUCGUCAUGAACCUGUCUGCACUCGUGACUGUGUGAUUGUCCAAAUUCCGUGAAAGAAAGAAUAAGAAAAAGAAGAAAGAGAAGAGAUAUAUAUAGAGAAAGAGAGGUAUACAUAUGCAAGGAAGGAAAAAAAAAGAAAUAUAAACGACUUAAUCGAACGAUAAGAUCAGUGGGGAUGGCGAUCUUGAUGAUCCGUCUCGAUCGAUUUCGAACGUUUGAAUAUUCACGAGCAUUAUUAGGUAUAUUAGUUAGAUCACGAAUACGCGAACUCGUUUUUAAUUGCGUAGAAUUAAUCGCAGGUGGUUCGGAGCCAAAAAAAAAAAAAGAGAAAAAUAAAACAAAACAGAGAAAAUAAGAAAUUCGUAAAAAAACGUAGCUGGCAGAGAGGCGUAUGCCAGAGAUAUCUGAAAGGUGCGAGGGGAAAGAAGAUGAAGAAGAAUAAAUUUAAUAUUAAGCAAAUACAUAAAUAUAUUAAAAAUGAAUAUAUGAAUAUAAAUAUAAAGCAAAUAUAUAUAUAUAUAUUAAAAAAAUUACAUAUUAUGUAUGUAAAUUAUAAGGCGCGUAUUACAUAGAUAUUUAUAUAUAUAUAUUAUAUAUUAUAUAUAUAUUAUUAUUACAUUAUGAUUAUUAUUAUUAUUAUAGUAUAGAGCCGUGACCUCUGGUGAAAACGAGGUUUUUUCUAUUUUAUUAUGAUAACGAUCCUAGACGAUAGAAUACAUUUUUGUCUAUGCGACGUGUUUUCGAGAAAGAUAGAGAGAGCGAGAGAGAGAGAAAGUGUGUGUAUAAGAUGCAAAAGAGAGGAACGUACGCAUAUAUAAAUAUAUAUAUCAAAUAAUUAUAUUUGUCGGAGUAAUUAAACGAGAUGGGACACACGAACACGAGCGUGUAGACGAAGAGACACGUAAUACCGUGCAAUUGACACAAACAGCUAAUAGAAACAUGCACACACAUAUACACACACACAUUCAUAUACAUACAUACACGCGGGCAGUUGAAAAAUGUACACGUAAAACACGAGAACGAGGAAAAACACGCGCAUUCACGUUUAUAUGUAACAUGUAUCGAUUCAAGUGUAUCUGUAUAUACAUAUUACAUAUAUUAUUAUAUACACAUACUGCGUAAAUAAUCACAGUCGUUUGGAGAAGAGAGAAAGUGGCGUGGAGGAUCGAGAAGGAGGACAUUAAAAAAAUAAAACAAAAAAAAAAAAAUAGAUGAUGCGAAAACAAGAAGCGGAGAAUAUUUAAGAAGAGAAGAGAGACACGCGCGAUAUUAAUCGAGCAAAUUAAUCGAAACUCGAAUGGCUCGGAAAGAUGGUGAAAAAUGGGGAGAAUGAGAGACACCGAGUACGUGAUUUAAAAAAAAGAAAAGAAAAGAGUAAUUAAUUAAUUUUAUACUUUCUCGUGAACGUUGCGAAAUGCUCAAACACAACAAAAAACAGCAUAAGAUAACAAAUAAAAUGACAAAAAAAAAAAGAAGAGUGAAAAGGAGGAAACAGAAGUAGAUCUUAUCGAUCGUGAUUAACGAACUGGUGCGUAUGGCUCAUUUGAAUGUUGGACAUGUGAUUCGCGUUGGGCUCAAAUCGAUCGGUCGAGGAUCGUCGGUGUGCUCGAGGAGCGUUUCGACGAAUGGCGCAUGAAUAAAGUAACAGAAGAGCGACAGGAAUGAAUAAAUGAAACUUAUAGGAGAACGAAACGAUAACCGCGACGGCGGCAAGACUAAAUUUAAUAAUUAACAAAGCUUCGUUCGGUGAAAGUUGCAUUCAAACAAAGUUGCAACAAAGUUAGAGGAAAACCUAUGAUUUAUCGUUUUAACGGCAAUACAUAAAUAUGCAAAGUAGAAAAACGUAUGUAACUGCGAAUAUAUAAAUGCGGAAUAUAUAUAUAUGUCUCGUAAAAGUCUGCGAACAAAGAACGAAGGAAUCGCGUAACUCUUGAACGAACGCGUUGCUAACGAUCGUUCAGCUGUGAUCGCCGAAAUCUGUCGACACAACAUACGCACAAAAGAAAACCUCCGCAGGCAAACGGUGAACGAGUGAGGUGAUAACGGUGUUCCAGAUCAAAGAGCGUACGAUAGUUUAUGAUAGAAAGAGGUGGCUAAAGAAAUGUUCGUCGAAUCAUUCCUGGGUACACCAGUGAUUCGAGAUGUAGGUGAAUAAAGUUGAAUGAGGAGAAGAAAGAUAGUCAGAGAGAAAGGAGAACGAAAGAUGAAAUAGAAGAAAAGAAUUGAAGGAUAUGGUAUGGUGGAAUUAGACGCAGAAGAGAAGAAGGGAGGAGAGGAACGGAGGAGAAGAUGAGAAAAAAAAAUUAUUAAUACAAAAAUAUUAAUACCUAAAUGCCCGGUUUAUUUUUAUAUUUAUUUUUCGAUCUAUGAAACGUUAUAAAAGUUUAAAAGUAAUAUUUAAAUCUAAAUAUAUAUGACGAUAAAUAUUAUAUACUUACGCUCUGUGUAUGAUAUAUAAAUAUAUAUAUGAUUAUUAAUUACUAUGAUUAUUAUUAUUAUGAUUAUGAUUAUUACUUAUUGUAAUGAUAAUAAUAACAACAAAGAGAGCAAAAAAAGCAACACGAACAACGGAUGAUUAAACAUUAUCCAGGACUGUACCGUAUUAUUACUAACCGGUACGAUGCCAUGUGAGCAGAUUGAUAUUAAAAAAUGAAAGAAAAGAAAAAGACAAAAAAAAAAAGAAAAGAGGGGAAGAAGAAGAAAUAACGCGUAACCUUCCCCAUAAAUGGAAACACAUGCCCUGCUAUACCAUCCCCCCCGUAAAGACAAGUCUACCACUUCCCUUUAUUGAUUCGUAAUAACCCCUGUAAAUGCGUAAGUUCGUAAGAGACAUCGACCCGCACGUGUAACAUUUCCGACAUUAAGAAGAAAAAAAGAAAAGAAAACGAAAAGGAAAUUGUACCGUAGAAUUAAAGAAUCCUAGUUGCUGUAAAACAAAAUCAUAAACAUCUAUAUGUAUGUGUAUAUAUAUAUAUUUAUAUAUUUAUGUAUAUAUAUAUACACACGUAUAAACAUAUACAUAUAUAUUUAUAUCAAUGUAGCGUGGUUAAUCUUUUAAAAGAAAGACGCGUAUAGUGAGACAUCAUAGGUUUUUAAUUCACGUAAAGACUAUUAAGAGGACGUGUUUUCAGUGGUCGGUCAGUAGCAUCAUAGCAAUAAAGAGGAAAGAUGAAGGAUUUAUCGAAUCAAAGAAUCGAAUCGAAAUGAGAUUCGUCCGAUCCGUUAGGGAAAAUCGACGGUUUUCUAAUCAAUCGCUUUGUAUAAUAUCGAUAUUAGUUUAUAAUACUAUUGCAAUAGCUCGACGAUUCUCUCUGUUCACUUUAGAUCAACCGUAUUUGGUUUAUGAUUAGAAAUUUUAAAUUGAAAUUAACAAUUUACAUAAGAUCUGUAGUUGGUCAUUUCGCGGAAAUUUGCGAUAAAUUUCGCACACUCACAAGUUGAUGUUUUGAAAUUUUCACUUCUAUAUUUCUAAGCUUCUCCAAGUUUCUAAAUUUCAAACUUUUGUGAAAAUUCACACGACUAUAAAUCCAAACUCGAUAUCCAAAAUUGUAAUACCAGCUCCGUCGUCUUUUAAAUUUUCCAUAUCGCGAGCGUAACUUUCGAUCUGUGAAAUCCUUGUUCGUCCCAAAUUUCGGCGAUCUCGGUCGUGGAAAGUCCCGUGGGCCCACGCCGGGACACGCUCUUUUUCCCGAUUCGGGAAAAUCCUGUAGUCAUUAGUCGGACGACGGUCGAUCCGGCGAUUACCGGGUCGUGGCCGGUUUCGCUGCACAACGAGCGAAGUCAGCCGUGAAACGAGCGGCGACGGAUAGCCCCGAUGGGAACACGAUGGUGGAACGAGGCCGGAACGGCAGGAAUUCGUUUACCGAUAAAUCCGUUCGUCGUUGCCAGAACUGGAUGACGGCCGAAUGGCUAACAAAUCGCAGCAUUCUCGGUAUUCGGCACACACUUUUACGCCACUCGACUCGAUUUCCGUGCCGUGACUCGCGUAUCCUCCUAGCGGAUCGAACGCUCCAACUGGCCCGCAACAACGAGGAUUAAAGAAAAAAAAAGACGCGAAAAAACCGAAUGGAAGAAGAACAUAGGAUACGAGAGGAACGAUUCGUUUCAUUCACAAGAAGAUGCUACUAGACUCAAGUGACCACGAUGAAACGCCCCGUGCUAUUCGAUAAUCCAAUGAAAUAAAAAUAAAAAGAGAAAAAAUCGAAAAAAAAGAAAGGUAACGGAGAAGGAAAGAUGACGGUAACGGGGAAAAGGGAGAAAGGUAGUAAAGGGAUAGAGAGGGAGGAAAUAUGCCACGUAACUGCCCAACGCUCCUAUAGCCUAGUUACUUAAGUAAGACCGCGUGUACGACGAACGAGAGACACUGACAGAUCCGUUAUAUUUCGUAUUCGCUAAUCGAGUGUGUAAGGGACAGAGGGUGAGAAGGUGGUGAGAGGAAAGUAGGGCAGCGCGAUGGUCUCGCGGUGAACGGUGGCGCGCGUCGACCUACCCUCGGUGCUGGAGGCGAAAAAAAAAAGGAAAAAGAAAGAAAUAGAGAGAAUAUGAAACGGAGGAAAACGAGGAAAAUAAGGACAAACGGGGAUGGCCGUUGGAAGUUGGAGGUAACGAUGAAUGGUGAAACGAUGGAGGCAUAAAGGAAGGAACAAUGAGGAUGCAUCGGCGUGUAUGGCGGCGAACGGACGUUCAACCGAGAUGAAUCGCGACGCGGAACUUUUAGAUCGGCACACGACUCUCCCCGAGUAACGUCGUGGCUCGCUAUAGAGUAGAACUCGAGAGUUUUCAUAUUCCCGGAUCGCUCGCUCGCUCACUCAUUUUCGCACUCGACUACCUAAUGAAUAUAAUGGCUAAACGUACGAUCGAUUUCGCGCAGGUAUAAGGUGAUAUACACACGUAAAAUACAUAGUAUAUAUAUAUAUAUAUAUUUAACGUUAUCUUGUAUAUAUAUAUUUAUUUACAUACGUAUAUGAUAUAUGGUACAUGAUUAUAUGAUAUUACGCGCAUAGCUUUUCGACUGAUUAUCGUAACGAUAAAACACACUUUGAAGGGACGAGAAGUAGAUACACACACACGUAUACACACGUAUGCACAUAUAUGCACGCGAAAAGAGGCAGAACACAUACGAGACAAGAGAAACACACCACCCUUGUCCGCGUUUCGAGUGGAACGCAAACAAGUACACGUUUCAUCCCCUUAAGGUCGGUCCUCCGUGUGUCGGUUGUGUCGCACGAAAUCUCUUUUUUCUCUUUUUUUUUUUUUUUCGUUCGUCGUCGCGAGGGUGUUCCAUGAGAUCGAGAUCCUUGCUUGUUGCUGUUGAUUCACGAUUAAUCGGCAGAUAAACGUAUGCCAGGAAGCUGUUUGCAAAGUACGUGGAACUUCGUUCGCAUCUACGUAUGUCGGGGUAUUGAUUUUUCAGUCGGUAGUCGAGUAUUUUAAGACGCGAAGAAAAGAGUAGAAACUUAGCGUGUAAACUCACGAAAAAGGGAGGUCGUUUUCGUUCUUGUCUCUACGGAAAUCUUAGUAUUUUCGUCCGGAUAUGAAUAAUGGCGGGAAGCUUCGAA